UGUAGGGCAAAUAAUCCGAUUUUGAAAGUAGCCUAGAACAUUUUUGUUUGGAAUCUCCUCAAAUAAAAUGUAGCGUAAUUGCUAGAAAUAGUAAUGUUUUUGCAAUUAGAGUAGUCAUUGAUGGAGUGUUUAAGUAUGUGUUUGAACGAUGCCGUCUCAAUAAUUCUUUUCAUUGAUAAUUUGGAUAACACCUCGCUAUCUUAUUUGGAAUGAAAAAGCGCCAUGAAGUCACCUUUAAAAUUAUGUGGAAUGAGUCUUGACGUACAUUCAUACUAUGUGAUAUAGACAAUCGUAUGAUGGACAAAGAUCCUACAAUCAUAACAAGAGACGAGUGGCAGGCACCUCCCAUACUCCAGAAUAUGCUGAUCGCUAGACUCCCAGUGAUCUACGUAUUCUGCAUGUCCACUCACACUAGAGCGUGCAGCAAUCCUGAGGAGUGUCACGACUUGGUUCAUCGUCUGGAGAAGAUACACACAGAAAUACAUCACCAUAUAGCCAUCAGAUAUAAUUUCGUGAUCACGGGAGAAGGCUCAAUCUACGAGGGGAGAGGCUGGGGGGUGCAAGCGAUGCUGCCCCUCAGAUAUACGAGGUACAACGACCGUAGUCUGGUGGUGGGCUUCAUGGGAGAUUACCUAGAAAAUACGUUACCGAGACUUAUGAAACGACGGAGAGAGGAACUCGUACAAUAUGGGAUUAAAAACAAGUAUAUUUCGGAAAAUUUUGAGGCAAUACAAAUAUUUAAGCAAAAUGGAAAUAAACAAGAAAUUGUUGACUUCGAGGUUUAAAUCUAAGUAAUGGAUUGAUAAAAGAUUAAAAUUUAAUAAAAUUAUAUU
Molecule: messenger RNA, 833 nt
Organism: Macrosteles quadrilineatus (aster leafhopper)
Lineage: Eukaryota; Metazoa; Arthropoda; Insecta; Hemiptera; Cicadellidae
Product: peptidoglycan-recognition protein SB2-like
Exons: 4
Coding region: 294-785 (163 amino acids)
Biological process (GO): peptidoglycan catabolic process
Molecular function (GO): N-acetylmuramoyl-L-alanine amidase activity; zinc ion binding
Source: RefSeq, a predicted model, not a curated record